Molecule: messenger RNA, 2088 nt
Organism: Leptidea sinapis
Lineage: Eukaryota; Metazoa; Arthropoda; Insecta; Lepidoptera; Pieridae
Exons: 2
Coding region: 96-1106 (336 amino acids)
Source: RefSeq, a predicted model, not a curated record
UUUAGUAUGCUACGCGCAUGCGACAAGCCAGCACCUCUCCCUGGCUAUCAUAAAUAACGCUCGUAAACACACCAUCAAAACAAAUGUAAGACAAAAUGGUCGCUAUCCUGGCGAACCCGAAAUGGAGCGAGGACUUGACGAUACAAAUGAUAAUUGAAUACGAGAAACGCGAGUAUCUGUGGAACCCGGUGUCCGAACAUUACAAGAACAAGAAAGUACGCGAGCAGGGCUACGUGGAGAUCAUAAACACGUUGAAUCUGGUAGAUGUUACUGUUAAGGAGUUGAAAAAUAAGAUCAAGAAUAUACGUUCGUCGUAUAGUGUUGAGCUGAAGAAGAUUCGAGCGGCGAGGAAAGCUGGGGCGCAUGCGUACAGACCCAGCGUCACGUGGUUUGAGCACGCAGACAGAUUUCUGCGGGCCAUCGUCACCCCGAGCUCCAUUGACAAUAGCUUGUUAGAGAUCGCUAUGAGUGACGACAGCGAUGUAGUUCAGGACUUGAGCGAACGAAAGUCCCCUGAGAAAAAGAGUCCCCGCAAACGUCGGAAUUCAACCCGCUCAUCAACGCCCUACGUAUUGAACACUCCGUCACCUCGUCCCAGUACACCAUUCGGUAUAAAUCAAACGUCUUUCGGAAUCCUCCCCACAUCUACAACCGCGCCGUUCCUCAACCCACCUGUUGGCAUAGCCACCCCACUAACCACCUCGCUCGCGACGAUAUACCCUCUGCCGACGAAACAAAAGAAAACAACGGACGAUCGCAGCGAUUCGGAACCGCAAGACUUGAGCCAACAUUCCGAAUUGGGAAAUGAGAACGAGUUCGAAAUGUUCGGGAAAUUGAUCGCGAGCCAGUUACGGAAGUUGCCGCUCAGCUUAGCGUUGGACACGCAAUUAAAGAUACAGACACUUGUGAACGCGGCGCGUAUACAAGCCGUUUAUCAACAGUACAGUUACUCGGGGCCGACACAAGAAGCUUUGUCACUGCAGUCGCUUUCAAACGGAAUACUGUCUGGAAUGACGCAAAGUGCAUAUUCACGACUACAUAAUGAUUCACCGGACAAUUUAAUCCGAGAAUUAAAAACUGAAUACAUGGGCUCGGAAGAGGACUAAAUAAAUAAACAAGAAGAUGCCAACGAUAAUUUUAAAAGAAUAUUUUUGAAUUCUAUACACGAAAUGGGCGCGAACUGACCGCCAUUUUGAAAUGUCAAUGUGACACGUCGUAGAUGAGUAAAUCAUAAAUCUUUAAACUACCUCCAAAUAUAAAUCAUAAUAUGUGUUUAGUAUUUAGAUGUUUAUAUGUGAUAGUUUUAGUCACAAUAAUGCCAAAGUACAAAUAUCUGUAUUAGAUUAAACUUUCUAAGCAAUUUAUUGGGUGUUGUAUUUAUAUUUAAAAUAAAACAGUUUAGAAGGAAAAUGGGAAAAGCAUAAAUGUUUUUGGUUGAUUUUACUUUUAUUUGAUAAACCCCGAUAUUUUUGUUUAGAUAGGUUCCUAUUAUAGCAUUAUUUUAAAAGAAUAUUAAUAUAUACUUAAUAUUGUAAGAUUAUUUUGAUGUUAGAUCUCAAUUUUUGGCUGUGUUUGAUUUAGUAUUUAAGUUUAUUAAAAUGUCAACUGAUAAAUCUGUAUUCGUGUUAAUGAAAAUUUAAACUAUUUUACAUAUUUAUGAUUUGAGGAAUGCGUAUACGAAUUUGCCUUAAUAUUUUCAAAGUAUUAACAUUUUGCAGAUUGAACUUACAUGUUUUACAUUUUUCGAAGCCAAAAUUAGAUGUAAUCUUUCCGAAUUAUUAUUAAGUAUUAAAUAUUUAACAAUAUAUAUAAUUUUAUUCUUUUUGACAUAUUAAAUGUUUUUUUAUUUUACCUAUAUAUUAAAAUGAAACAGGAGAAUGUUUAAAUUGUAUGUUAAUACAUAGAUUUAUUUACAAAACGAAUUUAUUUUUAGCGUGAUAGAUAUAUCAUAUUAUACUUGGAUGUGAAGUCAUAUAGAUUAGCUAAAGAUACCUCAACUUGAGAAUACAUUAGUUAAGUACAUUAAGUUGUUGUUCUGUGCCAGAUUUAGAUGUGAUCUUAUUGAAUAAUAAAUAUUUUAUGAAUGUC